AUGUCCAACCCAAGACUGCAAGUCGACCCCGAGCUUUACCCGAUCCCCUCUACCAGACACUCUCCCAACUCCCCCUUUCCCGUGAUCACAUCUGAAUGGGUCCACGGAGGUCACUGGAAAAUCGGUGGCGAGAAGGUCGCCGCGACACCUCAUUAUCACGGCACGACCCACGAAGCCUACACCGUUCUCCGGGGAAGUGGAACCUAUCUUCUCGGCCGGUCUACGUUGGACCCUGAGACAGAUUGGAACGGGAACCCCGUGGGCAUGAAGUUUGUCGCUAGAGCAGGAGAUGUCUUUGUCUUUCCGGCUGGAGUCACGCACUACGUGACUGAAACGGAGGAUGAGUAUGAAAUUAUCGGGUUCUAUUCCUUGAACGACCGAAAUUCGAGAGAGAAUCCGUAUGAUAUGGAAUAUGCCUUAGAAUCGGUCGAAGAAACGGAGAAAAAGCGGGUGUUGUGCAGGCAAGUGCCGGUUCCACUCCACGAUCCGAUCUACGGUACGGAAGGGAUUCCGAGGAUCUGGCGAGAGGAGUGA
Aspergillus japonicus CBS 114.51 is the source of this 534-nucleotide messenger RNA. RefSeq lists its product as uncharacterized. Bases 1 to 534 code for a protein of 177 amino acids. The transcript is spliced from 4 exons. The record is from RefSeq and is a predicted model, not a curated record. NCBI's taxonomy places the organism in Eukaryota, Fungi, Ascomycota, Eurotiomycetes, Eurotiales, Aspergillaceae.